Ziziphus jujuba (common jujube) is the source of this 698-nucleotide messenger RNA. RefSeq names its product auxin-responsive protein SAUR68. Gene Ontology annotation, biological process: response to auxin. Bases 100 to 549 code for a protein of 149 amino acids. NCBI's taxonomy places the organism in Eukaryota, Viridiplantae, Streptophyta, Magnoliopsida, Rosales, Rhamnaceae. The transcript has a single exon. The record is from RefSeq and is a predicted model, not a curated record.
ACAAUUCAUUUCCUAUCACUCAGCAAACCAAAUACAAUCUCAUCCCUCUAAGGAUCAAAAAAUUCUUUUUAUGAUCCUCCUUGCUUAUACUAAGAAAACAUGAUCAGCGCAAAGAAACUCAUCAAGAUGGCAAGGAAGUGGCAAAAGCUUGCUACCUUGAGCAGGAAAAGAAUUUUAUUUCCAAGAAAUAAUGAGGAUUUGGAUGCUGAAAGUACUUCUAAUUCAUCAUCAAUCGUUGAAAAAGGCCAUUUUGUUGUCUACACAGCAGAUCACAAGCGUUUUGUAAUGCCUUUAUCAUAUCUCAGCAGCAACAUAUUGAGAGAGCUCUUCAAGAUGUCUGAAGAGGAGUUUGGACUACCAAGUGACAGGCCUAUCACGCUGCCAUGUGACGCUAUCUUCAUGGAAUAUGUUGUGGCACUCAUCCGGCGAGGUGCAACAAAAGAUGUUGAGAAGGCAUUGCUUAAAUCCAUCAAUGCUGGUCGCUGUUCAUCAUCUUCUUCUUAUCAUCAAGGAUUUGCAAGCCUGCCAUUACUGGUUUAUGGCUACUAGAAAGAAUCAUGCUAAUUAGUUUUGGAUUUGGUCCACUCACUUGAGAUAGUUAUAGUCAUGUACAGUUGUACGUUCUUCAAUAUAAACCAGUUACUUGCUGGAAUGGAAUUACAAAAUUUCUAUCUAAGACCAAUUGAGGCAUUCUUAGA